Messenger RNA from Thrips palmi, 3470 nucleotides. RefSeq names its product collagen alpha-1(I) chain-like. Lineage: Eukaryota; Metazoa; Arthropoda; Insecta; Thysanoptera; Thripidae. Bases 189 to 3041 code for a protein of 950 amino acids. The transcript is spliced from 7 exons. The record is from RefSeq and is a predicted model, not a curated record.
UAGUGUAAAUUGUGUGCUUUGAUUUAACUUGAUGUCCGACAUCAAGAUGCCAAUGUUAAUUUAGAAAAAAAACUUUGAAGAGUCGAGUGCAGAAUGAAAUACAAGUAGUUGUUAUAAUUAUAGUUGGUUGUCUUUGUUAUUAUCUGUAGCAGCACUCAAGAAUCUUAAAAUACUGUGUUUCAGUUCUAAUGGUCCGUAGGCGGUCCAAAACUGGUCCCUCCAGAAUGUGGCAACCGUCCUCAGGUCCUCCGCAACAGGGUGCACCUAUGAUGCAUCAUGAAGGCGAGCAGCGUUGGGGCCACCUUGCAGCCAGCGCCUCUCAGCAGCAGGCCCCUACUUGGCGGGCAUCCUCUUAUCUGCCAUCAACAGCAGCCCAUCCUGUACAACAGAUUUGGACUCCCCACCGCCAUGACGGCGACCGGCAUUGGGGCGCCCAGCCUGGUGCUGGUGGUGGCUACCAACAGAUGCAGCCUGCUCCUGCUACUGGGCAUGCUGGUCCGCCGCCAUCUGCUACAACUGCCCAUUAUGACAGCGACCGGCAUUGGGGCGCCCAACCUGGUGCUGGUGGUGGCUACCGACAGAUGCAGCCUGCUCCUGCUACUGGGCAUGCUGGUCCGCCGCCAUCUGCUACAACUGCCCAUCAUGACAGCGACCGGCAUUGGGGCGCCCAGCCUGGUGCUGGUGGUGGCUACCAACAGAUGCAGCCUGCUCCUGCUACUGGGCAUGCUGGUCCGCCGCCAUCUGCUACAACUGCCCAUCAUGACAGCGACCGGCAUUGGGGCGCCCAGCCUGGUGCUGGUGGUGGCUACCAACAGAUGCAGCCUGCUCCUGCUACUGGGCAUGCUGGUCCGCCGCCAUCUGCUACAACUGCCCAUCAUGACAGCGACCGGCAUUGGGGCGCCCAACCUGGUGCUGGUGGUGGCUACCAACAGAUGCAGCCUGCUCCUGCUACUGGGCAUGCUGGUCCGCCGCCAUCUGCUACAACUGCCCAUCAUGACAGCGACCGGCAUUGGGGCGCCCAACCUGGUGCUGGUGGUGGCUACCAACAGAUGCAGCCUGCUCCUGCUACUGGGCAUGCUGGUCCGCCGCCAUCUGCUACAACUGCCCAUCAUGUCGGCGAGCGGCAUUGGGGCGCCCAGCCUGGUGCUGGUGGUGGCUACCAACAGCUGCAUGAGCCUGCUCCUGCUACUUGGCAUGUUGCUGGGCCGCCGCGAGCUGCUGCAACUGCCCAUCAUGACGGCGACCGGCAUUGGCGCGACCUACCUGGUGGUGUUGGUAGCUACCAUCAGCUGCACGAGCCUGCUCCUGCUACUGGGCAUGCUGGUCCGCCGCCAUCUGCUACAACUGCCCAUCAUGACGGCGACCGGCAUUGGGGCGCCCAACCUGGUGCUGGUGGUGGCUACCAACAGAUACAGCCUGCUCCUGCUACUGGGCAUGCUGGUCCGCCGCCAUCUGCUACAACUGCCCAUCAUGUCGGCGAGCGGCAUUGGGGCGCCCAGCCUGGUGCUGGUGGUGGCUACCAACAGCUGCAUGAGCCUGCUCCUGCUACUGGGCUUGUAGCUGGGCCGCCGCGUGCUGCUACAACUGCCCAUCAUGUCGGCGAGCGGCAUUGGGGCGCCCAGCCUGGUGCUGGUGAUGGCUACCAACAGCUGCAUGAGCCUGCUCCUGCUACUGGGCUUGUAGCUGGGCCGCCGCGUGCUGCUGCAACUGCCCAUCAUGUCGGCGAGCGGCAGUGGGGCGCCCAGCCUGGUGCUGGUGGUGGCUACCAACAGACCCGGGUGGAAAGAUCUCCUGCUCCUGCUACUGGGCAAGGUGGGCCGCCGCCAUCUGCUACAACUGCCCAUCAAGCCGGUGAGCGGCAUUGGGGCGCCCAGCCUGGUGCUGGUGGUGGCUACCAACAGAUGCAGCCUGCUCCUGCUACUGGGCAAGGUGGGCCGCCGCCAUCUGCUACAACUGCCCAUCAAGCCGGUGAGCGGCAUUGGGGCGCCCAACCUGGUGCUGGUGGUGGCUACCAACAGAUGCAGCCUGCUCCUGCUACUGGGCAAGGUGGGCCGCCGCCAUCUGCUACAACUGCCCAUCAUGACGGCGACCGGCAUUGGGGCGCCCAACGUGGUGCUGGUGGUGGCUACCAACAGAUGCAGCCUUCUCCUGCUACUGGGCAUGCUGGUCCGCCGCCAUCUGCUACAACUGCCCAUCAAGCCGGUGAGCGGCAUUGGGGUGCCCAACCUGGUGCUGGUGGUGGCUACCACCAGGAACAGCCUGCUCCUGCUACUGGGCAUGCUGGGCCGCCGCCAUCUGUAGCCCAUGACCACCAUGACGGGGAGGGCCGGUGGAGCCCUGAACCGAGUGAAUGCCUCCAGCAGCCUCUGCAGCAUCCGGGGCCAUCUGCAGCACCAGAACGAACUGGAGGCGUCAAGAGAAGAAAGGUUGUUCUUUCUAAAACGGAAGACGAUGAAGAUGAGGAAGAAUACGAUGAUGACGGCUUAGAUGAUGAGGAUGAUGACGAUGAGCCCACUCGAAUGGUCAAAGGUGACAGCUCUAACUGCGGGGCAAUUUAUCUGCCUGAUUUAAACAAACCUGAUGAUGUCGUCUCCACCAAAAAGGGCAAAGGGAAGGCCCCAGCCCCAGCUGCAAAAAAUUCUAAGAAACCUGCCAAAGCACGUGGAGUCAGCAAGGCGAAGAUGGCUGCCCUAAGGGACGAGGCUGAGAAAUUCUAUCAAAAUCCUUCAGAGGAGAAAAAACCACCGAAAAAGAGGACUCUUCGAUCUUCCAAAUAUGAAGAAGAUUCUCCAUGCCACCAGGGAUUUGAAGAACCUAACUUGAGUAAACAAGUCACCUGUCAAGAAGUGGAUGAAGAUUGUCCAGUGUGCCUGGAAGAAGUACUUAAGCCGCCAUACAAAUGUAAGAAGUGUCGCAAAGAUAUGUGCACAUUCUGCAUAUUAGAAUGGUUAAAAGUAGGAAACUGUUGUCCUUGUUGUAAAGUUCCAAUUAAUGUCAUAGAAAUUCCUAACAUUAUACCGCAACGUCACAUUUCAAAGUAGAUUAGUAUACAGUGCAUCCCUUGCGAACUGUGUCCUGCCUAAACCAGGGAUGUACUGUAUUUUUCCACACAAUGUUUUUUUAACUUCCAUUUCUUUUAAAUUGUUUUCUACUUCAAUUCUUAUCAAUAAUUUUCUACAUGUAAUUCCAUACAAUUAUUUUCUACUUUCCUACAUUCAAUUUUUAGGUAUCAGUGGAACCUGAUAUUUUGUAUCUGUAUUUUCUUGUGCUUGGAGCUUUGACUUCUUAAAUGUUGAGUUUGUACAUCAAAAGUUCCAUUUAGAUAUGUUUUUUCUUUAUUGACAUAACAUUUGACGUUAUUACACUUAUUGGCAAGUAAAAUCAGUAAGGAUUGUAAAAUAGCAGAUGCAAAAAUGAAAGUAAUGAACAAUAAAACGAAUAAAAAAAUAACUGACAUGGUCAUACUGGUG